AUGGAGUCAGGCCUCUCACAAGCCUUUCGGGAAGAACUCACCUGCUUCGUCUGCAUGAGCUACCUUACAGACCCAGUCACCAUAAGCUGUGGCCACAGCUUCUGUCGAGCCUGCCUCCACCUUUCCUGGGAAGACAGCCAGCUCCCUGUCCAAUGCCCUACAUGUAGGGAACCAUCCCAGCAGGAGGACUUCAGAACCAGCAUUGUUCUGAAGAAGCUAGUGUCCAUUGCCAGACAAGCCGGCCUCAUGAAGUACCUGAGCUCUGAGGAGCAUCAGUGUGUGACCCACAAGGAGACCAAGGGGAUCUUCUGUACGGAGAACAGGAUCUACCUCUGUCAGCUCUGUUCUGACUCCCAUGAGCACCGAGGUCACAGACACUGUCCCAUUGAAGCAGCUGCUGAGGGUCAAAUGGAGAGACUUCUGAAGCAAAUGGAAUCAUUAUGGAAGAAGAUCCAAGAUAAUGAAGAGAAUCUCGAGGCAGAGAGAAGGAUGAUAACUCUGUGGAAGAACUGCUUGAUUCUAAGAGAAGAAACAAUAAGGGCAGAGUACAGGACAUGUUAUCCAGACCUCUCUGAACAGGAAGAAGAGCAUAUUGAGUGUAUGAAAGAAGAAGGCAAUUAUUAUUUAGAGAAACUCAUGGAAAGUGAAGCCAUGAUGGUUCAAAAGGACAAACAACUCAGAGAUAUGUAUCAGGAGCUGAUGGCAAUGUCCCAGGAGCCAUAUGUGGUACUGCUCCAGGAUUUUGAUGACAUAUUCAGAAGGAGCGAGUCAAUGCAACUGAUCAAGCCCCUGGCUAUGAAACCAGAACUCUAUGUCCUAGCCCUCAGUGGACUGGUCUAUAUUUUCUUUGAAAAUCUAACCAUACUCCACUACAAAAUGAACCUAUUUAAUGUCAUGAGAAGCUCCAGGUUUAGAUUUCGGCAACAGGAUACACCUGUGAAUGCCGCUGGAGUGUAUCAGGCCUCCUGGGGAUCAGAGAGCUUCAUCUCAGGGAAAUAUUAUCAGGAACUGGAUUUGGAGGACUCUUGGAACUCAACUGUAGGAGUCUCUACAGAAUCCUGGUUAAGGAAUACAAACCAAGCAUUUGAAACUGAAGGUGCAUUCCUUCUCUCCUGUGCGAAUUAG
This is a messenger RNA of Arvicola amphibius (Eurasian water vole), 1125 nucleotides long. Its product is annotated as tripartite motif-containing protein 43-like. The coding region runs from base 1 to 1125 and encodes 374 amino acids. Gene Ontology annotation, molecular function: zinc ion binding. NCBI's taxonomy places the organism in Eukaryota, Metazoa, Chordata, Mammalia, Rodentia, Cricetidae. The record is from RefSeq and is a predicted model, not a curated record. The transcript is spliced from 2 exons.